Messenger RNA from Ostertagia ostertagi, 7647 nucleotides. The record is from the annotation of a GenBank genome assembly. NCBI's taxonomy places the organism in Eukaryota, Metazoa, Nematoda, Chromadorea, Rhabditida, Trichostrongylidae.
AUGGAUGGGAUCGAUCCGGACGUCCUGCUAGAAUGGCUUCAAACGGGUAUUGGAGACGAAAGGGAUCUCCAGAUGAUGGCCCUCGAGCAGCUGUGCAUGUUGCUGCUCAUGUCUGACAAUAUCGAUCGAUGCUUUGAAUCGUGUCCUCCGCGAACGUUCCUUCCUGCGUUGUGCAAAAUUUUCCUGGAUGAAACUGCUACAGAGGCUGUUCUUGAGGUCACUGCCCGUGCUAUUACUUAUUACCUUGAUGUUUCCAACGAAUGCACCCGAAGAAUAAUUCAAGUGGAUGGCGCUGUUAAGGCAAUAUGCAGUCGACUUGCUGCUGCCGAAAUGACUGACAGAACCAGUAAAGAUUUAGCUGAGCAAUGUGUGAAACUUCUCGAGCAUAUUUGUCAGCGCGAGACGCUCGCCGUUUAUGAUGCUGGUGGUAUGCACGCUAUGCUUACAUUAGUUCGACAACAUGGUUCGCAAGUCCAUAAGGACACAAUGCACUCCGCAAUGUCUGUAGUCACACGUUUAUGUGGUAAAAUGGAACCAAAUGAUGCUGCCCUUCCGCAAUGUGCUGAAAGUCUUGGAGCUUUGCUUGCACAUGAGGAUAAUAAGGUUUCUGAGAGCGCUUUGCGUUGCUUCGCAGCUCUCACAGACCGUUUCAUUCGCAAGAUGCUCGACCCGGCUGAGCUAGCCACGCACAGCAAUUUGGUUGAGCACCUGCUAACCACACUGUCUAGUGAAACUGCUGCCCAUUCUGCCAAUUUCAUCUCCAUUGUUCUCUCGUUGCUUAGUAAUCUUUGUCGAGGGAGUGCUGCGGUUACCGAGCAGGUGUUGAGUUCUCCACGCUUGAUCUCGGCGCUACAGUGUGUUCUGACCAAUAAGGACGAUCGUUGCGUGACGGAUGGACUUCGGCUGGCUGAUCUACUGGUUGUGCUGUUAAGCGAAGGACGAUCGGCUCUUCCUUUCACAAUGGCGUAUCAGUCAAGUGGAGAGCCUGGACAGAGCGGCCAAAGUGCCGAGCGCGCUCAUCGUCAUCUCAUUGACGCAAUUAGGCAGAAAGAUCUUAGUGCUCUCGUCGAUACGAUUGACAAUGGCGUCGACACAAUGCACUCCGCAAUGUCUGUAGUCACACGUUUAUGUGGUAAAAUGGAACCAAAUGAUGCUGCCCUUCCGCAAUGUGCUGAAAGUCUUGGAGCUUUGCUUGCACAUGAGGAUAAUAAGGUUUCUGAGAGCGCUUUGCGUUGCUUCGCAGCUCUCACAGACCGUUUCAUUCGCAAGAUGCUCGACCCGGCUGAGCUAGCCACGCACAGCAAUUUGGUUGAGCACCUGCUAACCACACUGUCUAGUGAAACUGCUGCCCAUUCUGCCAAUUUCAUCUCCAUUGUUCUCUCGUUGCUUAGUAAUCUUUGUCGAGGGAGUGCUGCGGUUACCGAGCAGGUGUUGAGUUCUCCACGCUUGAUCUCGGCGCUACAGUGUGUUCUGACCAAUAAGGACGAUCGUUGCGUGACGGAUGGACUUCGGCUGGCUGAUCUACUGGUUGUGCUGUUAAGCGAAGGACGAUCGGCUCUUCCUUUCACAAUGGCGUAUCAGUCAAGUGGAGAGCCUGGACAGAGCGGCCAAAGUGCCGAGCGCGCUCAUCGUCAUCUCAUUGACGCAAUUAGGCAGAAAGAUCUUAGUGCUCUCGUCGAUACGAUUGACAAUGGCGUCGUCGAUGUCAAUUUCACCGACGAUGUGGGACAAACAUUAUGCAAUUGGGCUUCAGCUUUUGGUUCACUAGAAAUGGUUCAGUAUUUGUGCGAUAAGGGGGCUGAUGUGAAUAAAGGACAUAAGAGCAGUAGCUUGCAUUACGCAGCUUCUUUUGGACGACCUGAUAUUGUAAAAGUACUACUGCAACGGGGUGCAAAUCCGGAUUUGAGAGACGAAGAUGGAAAGACGGCAUUGGACAAAGCUAGGGAGCGCACUGACGAGGAUCACACUCAAGUUGCUCAGAUACUUGAGAGUCCUUCAGUGUACAUGCAUUCAAAGUCCGAUGAGCAGAAUAAAUCGAAGCAGGCCUCCGUUGUUCGCAAAAACAGUACGAGUGACCUUCCCGAUCGUGAAUUAGCCCUCCGCGUUCUUCACCAGCUGUUACCAAUUUUCUGCGAGAUCUUCAUGAAAUCACUGUCUGCUAGUGUACGGCGCACGUCGUUGUCGCUAUUGCGGAAAAUUGUUGAGCAUAUGCAACUUGACGACAUUAGAUCGCCUCCUAGUCAAGCAAUAGAAUCUCAAGGUUCUUCAACAGAUAUGCAAACGUCUUCCGCAGCAGAUUUGCCGCCAGGGGCGGAAAAUUUGGUGACUGUGGUCGUUUCCGUCCUUGAGCAAGAGGAAGAUCAUGACGGACAAGAACAGGUGUUACUGAUUCUUUCUUCACUACUACGUAAAGAUCCGGAGUUAUGGGUUCCUGAGCUUGUCCGUUUGGGUGUUUUCGAACGAGUCGAGGCUAUGGCUAAAGAACCGCCGAAAAGUUCUGACGACGACGAUGAUGAUGCCGAUCGAGCAGAAGAACUCAAUGCCCGGAACAGUGCUAUGAGCAGAUCUACUACCUCUACUCCUUCUGUGGCAAUGGAACUGGACGUGGUUGAGAGGAGCAUCUCCGCUGGUAUAAAUGAUGAAACAGAAAAAGAACGUGCAGGCUAUGUUGAAUGUUAUGAUGGAGAUAUGCCAUAUCGAUGGAAAGAGUGGCGCGUGAUUCGUGGUGAAGAGUCCACAUUCAUCUGGUGCGACGUGCUUGCGUUGGAGCUAAGCUUCAACAGCAAUGGGUGGUUCCGUUUUUUCAUGGACGGGGAAGUGACUACAAUGUUCAACAAUGGUGUCGCUGAAAGCGUGUCUGAUGACGUUCGGGCUGAAACGAAAAAGUCCUUCAUGACGAGAUGGAGGAGAGUCAAACAAAUGUGGAACGAUGAUUCACUCCCUGUCAGCAUAUUAUGCGUACCUUGCAUGGGUAAAAAGGUGGAGUUCCCUCGUUGGGAAAUGUGGAGUUCUCGUUCCACUGAGCUCACGAUCAAGUGCUGCAAGAGCGAGGAACACAUAGUUGUCAAGGAUGAACUUGGUGGAUUUGUCGUAGAGACGAGCGAUAAAACGAAGCACAGCCAAAUGCCUGAGACAGCGCUAUCCUCGGAAUUCCACACAGGAUGGAGCUCGCACGGAAUGACUGCGAGGCGAUCGAAAUUCAGAGGGGAAAUUCAACGUAGAAAAGUGCAAGAGCUAGCAUGGGAGCUAUGGAAUAAUCACCUGAAAGAGGCGCGUGCUAAACCACGUGAAGCGCUAAUUGAACUGCAGAGAGCCGCGAUUUGCAUUCAGGAUGCGGUAACAACAGCAAAUCUCAUUGCUGGGAUUUCCAUCAAGAGUAAACAUGUGAAGCAGCCGCGUAUUGAGAAAGUUCAAGAGUUGGUGUCGGCUCUGAAAUGUGUUCGAGAAUCGGUGCUGGACGACAGGCGGCUUUCAACUUUCGAAUUUUCCGUCUCUGGCAUUGUUCCCGCGUUACAUAAUCUGCUGGCUCUAGUCGAGCGCCAACCUGGAAGCUACCCUGCUCGCAUAUUCGGAGAGACGUUCGCGCAUGGAGUGGCUUUAUCGAGUCUUGCCAUGAAAAUGGUCUCUGUGCUGGAAUCGACAGAGAAGUUCCCGCAGUACCUCUAUGACACUCCGGGUGGAUCAGCGUUCGGACUGCAGCUGUUGUCCCGGCGAAUCCGCAUGAAACUUGAACAUGCUAUCAGUGAACACGAUGACAAGAAACAGCUGAUCAAUAGAAGCGGUCGCUUGUUGAAAAGUGAACCACUGACAACGAUUGGACAGCUGAAGUCGUUCCUUUUGAAGAUGGUGGCGAAGCAGUGGUUCGAUCGUGAUCGCGCUAACCUCGGCUUUGUAAAAGCCAUUGAAGAAUCGAAGAAAUCUGGAGAGCGCAUUAGGUUGACCUAUACCAGCGAUUUCGAUGAGCAAGGUGUGAUUUAUUGGCUGGGAACAAACGGCAGAACAGCAGCUGACUGGACCAAUCCGGCCUCGAUCGGGAUUGUUCAGGUGACAUGCUCUGAUCAAAGACAGCCGUUUGGAAAACCGGAAGACGUUCUAAGUCGUGACGUUAAUCCGAUCAACUGCCAUUCCAGUGAUGACAAGAAUGCGAACUUUACGAUUGACCUUGGCAUUUUCCUCUACCCGACCGCGUAUACAUUGCGUCAUGCAAGAGGUUAUGGACGAUCGGCGCUUCGAAAUUGGCUCUUGCAGGGAUCGAAAGACAAGCAAGUCUGGGAGGUGCUCGUUGCUCACUCGGAUGACAUAAGCCUCGGCGAUCCUGGGUCCACCGCCACCUGGCCGAUUGAGGAUGACAGAACCAAAGGCCCAUUCCGGUACUUACGCAUCGCGCAGAAUGGCAAAAACUCUUCUGGUCAGACGUGUUAUCUGAGCGUCUCCGGUUUUGAAGUGUAUGGCGAGAUUGUCGACGUCGUUAUCGAUGGGUUCACAGUACCAAAAGAGGAGAAGGACAGAAGUGGAUGUUCUAUUGGCAAGUCUAAGAUACCACUGCCAUCGUCGUCACGCAAGGAUUCAAAUCGUGAUGAGAAAGUCGAAUCACUGAUGCCACAAGGAGCAAAUAACAAUAAGCUUAGAGCUGGCUUAACUGCGGAUAUGGUCUCUAUGAUGCACACAAGAUCUCGGUUCGCUAAAGUACCCUCAACAUCAUCGGCCAGUGCAGCUGCAACUAGCUCUUCUAAUAUUGGCAAAAAGUCCAUGUCAACCACGAACCUGGUGGAAGAUCGCGCGAAGGCAGGACCGAGCGUAGCGUCGACAGGUCAGGCUGCGUCUGCAGAAUCCUUGCAGCACCAGACUCAGUCGUUGGAAAAUCUCCUCGCAAGAGCUAAUCCGCACAAGUUUGGCAGAAUAGCUGAAACCAUGGAAAGUGGUGCCGAAACUCCAGAGCCAGGACAUCAAACACCGGUUGCUGCUGAGACUGAAGAAAGCGAUUCCGCUGCAAGCGCUGCUGGAUCUCAUGCUGCCCUAUCCGUGUGUUCGUCGCAGUCGUCCGUAGUUGAUGCUACUCCGCGUGAUGGUGCUACUCCAUCUGCUCCUCAAGUGGAUUCAUCGAAAAUGAGCAGAAAUGAGAAAGUUAAUUUUGCUGACAUGAUGGUCGAUGCGCUUCAAACCUCCUCCGAACGAAGUUUAUUCGAAAAACUACGUGAGGUGUUUGGCACAGAGGAUUCGUUAGAACACCUCAUUACUUCAUCGUCGAACACUGAGCCUGGAGAGGUGACAGCUCCAUCUACAUCCAGUUCUGCCUCGCAAAAGAACAUCAAGAAGGACAAGACCACCCUCAAGCAAAAAUUAGGAAACUACGCUGAUGUUCUGAAGGGUAUCAUGCAGACAAUGAUGGAUCCAAGUGAGGAUUCGUUAGAACACCUCAUUACUUCAUCGUCGAACACUGAGCCUGGAGAGGUGACAGCUCCAUCUACAUCCAGUUCUGCCUCGCAAAAGAACAUCAAGAAGGACAAGACCACCCUCAAGCAAAAAUUAGGAAACUACGCUGAUGUUCUGAAGGGUAUCAUGCAGACAAUGAUGGAUCCAAGUGGUAAUUCGCUAGAAGUUGAAGAAUUGCUCGAUGAGGAUGACUAUUAUGACGACGAGGAAGGUAAUGAAGAGGACAUUGAGGAUGACCUGAAUGCGCUCGGAGUUCCCGUUGACUCACUAGCUACAGUGCUUACGGGUCGAGGAGGUGAAGGAUUCAAAUUGAAUUGGAAACAGCUGAUGAGUGGAGGCCUGGACUCGAGAAAUCGCGAUCAGCGUGGUGGUAACAAGAAUAACUUCCGUUCAUGGGACGACGAAUUAGUAUUGAAGUGUUCGUUCCAGGCGUUAAUUCCUGCGUUCGAUCCAAGACCCGGCCGUACGAAUGUGAACCAGACUCAGGAUGUGGAACUUCCCGCUGUGGUACCCGAUCCCGCACAAACGAAGCCAGUUACGCACCCCGAGGAGACCUCCUUGCGGUUGUUCCUUCGCGGUCCGAAUAUGAGCGGUAUCGAGAAUGUGACUAUUGAGAUGGGCGCGGACGAUCACAGCCUAUUCUACUACGUCCAAGCGCUGGUUGGUGCUAUCGAUUGGGGAGCGUGCGAACGCAGCCGUCGUGUAUGGGAGCCAACGUACACGUUGGUUUAUGAAGAUGCAUCCUUACCUUAUGUGACCAAGUUCUCUCAUGUUGCGUCAGAUGACAGCAAAGUCCCACCUGCUGUCAAUGAGUGCCUCGAAGUUAUUGGUCUUUUGUCCCGAAUUGGAGAGCGUUUCCCUGACGCGCAGAUCAGUCCACAGGUGUUCAUCAGCGACAAGCUGACUCUGAAACUUACUCAGGAGCUAUCUGACGCAUUGGUAGUGGCCGCAAGAGCUAUGCCCGACUGGUGUUCUCGUCUGAUUUACGGCUAUCCAUGCCUGUUUUCCGCUGAAACCAAGAAUAUGUACAUGCAAGCGACCGCAUUCGGAGUAUCGCGUACGAUAGUAUGGCUACAGUCUCGCCGCGAUGCUGCACUAGAUCGGGCAAGAGGUGCUGCUCAAAGUACCACCAGUAGCGCAACCAGACCUCACGAUCGGUAUCAGGAGUAUCGCGUUGGGCGGUUGAAGCAUGAGCGUAUAAAGGUUACUCGAUCGGAGGAGCACCUUUUGGAACAAGCCAUACGUGUAAUGAAAUUCCACGCUGAUCGGAAGGCUGUGCUUGAGAUAGAAUACGUUGGUGAAGAGGGUACAGGCUUGGGUCCUACACUGGAGUUCUAUGCAUUGGUUGCUGCUGAGCUGCAAAGAAAGGCGCUUGCCAUCUGGCUAUGUGAUGACAUGGAUGAACAUCAGCUGAAGAUGGAGGAACGAGAGCUUGAUCUUGGCGAAGGAAAAAAGCCACCAGGAUUCUACGUGCGUCGUGCUGGAGGUCUGUUCCCAGCCCCUCUGCCACCACAUACUGAUGAAGUUCGUCGUGCGUCUGAGAUGUUCCGAGUUCUCGGAAUCUUCCUCGCUAAGGUCCUCCAGGAUGGAAGACUUGUGGAUUUGCCAUUGGCUCGACCAUUCUUGAAACUUAUCGUAUCACCACAUCUUAGCGAAGCUGAAGAGCCGUCACUCGAUCGAGUGCUUUCGUUGGAUGAUUUUGAAGAGGUCCAUCCUGUCAAGGGAGGUUUCUUGAAAGAGUUGCGUGCGUUGGCACAAAGGAAACGAGCGAUUGAAAAUGAACCGAUGUUGGAUCGAGAGGCGAAGAGGCGAAAGAUCGACGAACUAAAAUUAUGCAUUCAUGGCACUCGCUGCCGUGUGGAGGACCUUGCCCUCAAUUUCACGGUUAAUCCUCCAUCAUCGGUGUUCGAUUAUGAAGAGAUGGAAUUGGUCGAAGGCGGUGCAGACAUGGAUGUUACUAUGGAUAAUGUCGAGCUUUAUGUACAGAAAUGUGCAGACUUUUAUUUGAAUACGGGCAUCAUCAACCAAAUGCGUGCAUUCCGUGACGGCUUUGAUCGUGUUUUCGGUCUUCGAGCUCUCCGCUCCUACAGCCCUGAAGAGGUUCAGGUGAAUACUUGUGUGCACUACCUCAAACUGCCCGAGUAUUCGUCAGCUGAUAUAUUACGGGAACGUCUUCUGACGGCGGUCAACGAAAAAGGAUUCCAUCUCAAUUAA